GCAGUGUGGAACUAACCCCUCCGGCUCCAUCCGCCGCCCCACGGGGUGACCAUCCCACUGAAACUGCUCCUCCUCCUGCUCCUCCUCCUCCAACUCCCCCAUCUUCACCUUCUUCUCCUCCACCUGUUUCGACUCCUCUUCCACCCUCUACUCCCCCUCCUUCUCCUCAACCUUCUACUUCUCAGCCUCAAUAUUCUUCUCCCUCCAAGACUCCUCCUCCUGAUUCUCUUACGACCACUUCUCCAUCCUGUUCUCCUCCCGCUAUUCCUCCUCCUUCAUCUCCUCCUCCCUUAUCUCCUCCUUCGUCUCCUCCUCCCUCAUCUCUUCCUCCCUCAUCUCUUCCUCCCUCAUCUCCUUCUCCAGCGAUUCCUCCUCCCUUAUCUCUUCCCGCGAUUCCUUUUCCCUCAUCUCCUCCCGUCAUUUCUCCUUCCUCAUCUCCUCUUCCCUCAUCUUCUCCUCCCUUAGCUCCUCCCUCAUCACCUCUUCCACUUCCUUCUCCUGCCCUCUCUCCUCCUCCUCCUCCUGCAGUUCCUCCUUCCCACUCUUGUCCUUCUGCGACUCUUCCUCCUCCAUCCUCUUCUCCUCUUCCAUCCUCUUCUCCUCCUCUUCCACCGUCUUCUCUUCCUCCUGCGCGUCCUCCUCCACCCUCUUGUAGUGCGAUUCCUCCUGCUCCAUCCUCUCCACCUCCUCCUCCCUCUUCUCCUGCAGUUCCUCUUCCCUCCUCUUCUCCUCUUCCUGAAAUUCCUCCUGAACGCUCUUCUUCUCCAUCGUCUUCUCCUCCUCCUGCAAUUCCUCCUUCUCCAUCCGGUUCUUCUCCUCCUACCAAUCCUGCUCUUCCACCAUUUUCUUCCGCAAUUUCUCAAUCCUCUUCUGUGAUUCCUCCUCCACCAUCUUCUUCUCCUCCUCCUCCUCCAUCCUCUUCUCCUCCUGCACGUCCUCCUCCACCCUUGUCUUCUCCUCCUCCAUCCUCUUCUCCUCCUGCACGUCCUCCUCCACCGUUGUCUUCUCCUCCUCCACUCUCACCUCCUCCUCCAUCCUCUUCUCCACGUCCUCCUCCACCUUCGUCUCCUCCUGUGAUUCCUCCUUCUCCACCCUCAUCUCCUGCUCCAUCCUCUCCUCCUGUGAUUCCUCCUCCUUCGCCCUCAUCUCCUCCUCCAUCCUCUCCUCCUAAAUUCUCUUUUCCUCCUGCAACUCCUCCUUCGCCAUCCUAUUCUCCUCCUCCUCCAUCUUCUAUACGUCAUUCUCCUCUUCCAUCUUCUCCUGCACGUCCUCCUCCACCCCCAUCCUCUUCUCCUCCUGUUCCCCCUCCUCCCCCAUCCUCUUCUCCUCUUCCUGUAAUUCCUCCUCCUCCUCCUCAACCCUCUUCUCCUCCUCCUCCUGUAAUUCCUCCUCCCCCAUACUCUCCUCCUCCAACAAUUCCUCCUCCUCCUCCUAUUUCUUCUCCUCCUCCAACAAUUCCUCCUCCUCCUCCUCCUAUCUUUUCUCCCUCUGCGAUCCCUUUUCCUGUUACUUCUCAUCCUCCAUCCACUUCUCUCCCUUCUCCAACCUCUUCAUCCUCUCCUCCUCCUGUGAUUCCUUCUACGAUCGUUUCUUCACCAUUAUCUCGUGAGAUUCCUCCUCCUCCAUCAUCAUCUCAUCUUUCCACCCCUCCUACACCCUCUUCUGCGAUCCCUCCUCCACCUCCCCUUCCUCCUCCCCCUCACGUGCGUGUUAGUGGCGAGGUAGUGACAAAUAGCAGUAACACUCGCGCAAUGUCAAAUAAAAGUGUUCACACAAGAGGUCAGCGCAGCGCCCACGAGGCUGGUGGUGGCCACGCUGUGGGCGAUGACUUGAGAGAGUGUGGCCGCCUGUGGGAGCUGCACUUGCUGUACCAACAGCGACGCUCAUACGACGAUGAUAAAAGGAGCUCGAGCCCUUCAGGCCUUUUCUCCUCCCCUGACGCCUCCCUCAGCCUGUCCGGCAGAGAUAGAUGUGACGUUUCGACGACCUCGCAGCCGCUCGUCCAACCCCCGCUUCCCCCACCACCUGCGUCCCCGAGGUCCCCCCCACGUGCCUGGCUCCCUGCGCCAACCCCUGCCAGUGCUGAUCGUGGCAUCGCCACGGCCGAGUCGCCGUACCCGUGCCAGCCGCCUGCUACCCACUCUGGCUCCUCAACGGACAGAGAAGUAUCGUACUGCAGAAGUCGCCCUCAGAGGCCACUCACCUGGGGACCGCAAUCCACGCCACCUGUAUUUUCCUCUGACCAGUCUCACGCUCAGCCUGCUGCCGCCACGUUCGCUCCUGACCAGUCCAAGGUCCCUGGCAGUGGCCACACCGUCGCCGGCACGCAGGUUUGUCCCUCAUCUAGUGGGCUGGCCCGACCCUUGUCAGCCAGCCUCGUCGGUUCUUACGAGUCUCAGCGGCUGCAGGCACAAGGCCUCGCCGAGUGGCUCUUUUUCGCUCGCCUUGACCGCGGCAGCAAAGAGCUGAGCGAGCUGCCCACCACCAUGGAGCUGAAGGUCGCACCACAAGUCAAUGGGUCGAGUGAGGAAACCAGUGAUGGCCAGCGUGUGCCACAGAUGGUGCGGCAGGAGUCCGAUGAAAACAUUAGUAGAGAAGAGAUUGUGCGGUCUGCUAAAUAUCCGUCUGCCAAACUGAAGUCUGGGCGGGUAGCGUCGCCUCCUCCCCCGCCUCCCCGCCCCCGCACGCCGCUGGACGAGCGCGAUCCCGAGUUGGUGUUAGGCGAGCGCCGCUAUCUCUCCUACUUCCAGGAGCCGCCCUACAAACAGCAGCGAACACGCAGCACGUCCCGGGAACCCAAGACUCCUGAUCUGCAGCAGCUGGAGGCGCAGCGGCGGUACUAUUGCCACUUUCUGAGUCCCCCCCGGGGCUCCUCUCUCACGCGGGAGGAAGUGUACAGAAGCACCGAGCCAGAUGGGGCUCAGCUGGCCGCUCAGAGGCGAUAUAUGUCUUAUUUCAACCCCGGUCCACCGAGGCCUCGCUCAGCCCGCUCCCAGGAACCUCCCGAACUUGACGCAGCUCAGAUUGAAGCUGAACGCCGAUAUUUGUCCUAUUUUAACGCUGCUCCUCCGCGGCCACGUCGCGAGCCUUCACCUGGAUCACGGUCAUCUGUGGAGCCUGAUCCAGUGCAGCUGGAGGCUGAGCGUCGGUAUCUUUCAUAUUUCAAUUCUGGUCCGCCACGCCCACGCCCACGAUCACGACCCGCCUCCGUGGCCUCAGAGCCUGACUCAGAACAGCUGGAAGCGGAGCGUCGCUACCUGCGCUACUUUUCAUCUGGACCGCCGCGCCCCAAGCGGCGUCCAGAUGACGAAACUGACAAGUCAGAGACGGAAGCAAAGCCUGACCCUCAGCAGCUGGAGGCUGAGAGGCGCUACAUGGCUUACUUCCAGGGCACGCCCAAGGCCAAGCACAAGAAGGAAGAGGAAACUGAUAAAGAAGAUGAAGGGAAGCUCCGCGUCCCUCCCACUCGUGAAAUGUUGGAGGCUGAGGAAAGGUUUCUGAACUACUUCAAACCGAUCCCUUGCGGUGCACCCAAACGUUUGCUGGACGAGCCACCUCCAGUCAGCGAGCACGAGAAGGUCAGGCAGCAGCUUCUGCGGGAGUUCUGGGAGGCGCUGGAAAAUCGCAUUGACCGGAAAGAAAAGAAAAUCAUUAAAGUGAGUCGACCCAAGCGAGAGAUCCAGCGCGAGGCGACGCCACCCACGCAGCGGGAGCUGGUGGUGGAAGAGUUCCUGCAGCGCGUCAAGGACAGGAAGAAAGAGAAGGACUUGCACUAUGGCGACACCGACGACGAAGAAGAAGAAGACCAGAAAGACAAGGCACCUGGUGAGCAGGACGAGCCCGCCCCUGUCAUCGAGGGAGGCGGCGAGGUGAAGGGAAAGAUCGUGGAAGACCUUGGCCUCUUUGUGAGCUCCGAGGCCUUGCAGGAGCUCGGUCUCGAUGAAUCAACUCUUCUGAACGAGAUCGAACAGAUACUCGGAGUCGGUUCACUGACUUCCAACUCCGGGAAAGCGACAGACGCCUCUCCCGCUCCCCCGGAAAAGUCCAAGAGUCCUGUAAAGCCAAGUCUGGAUCCUGGAGAGUCCCGCAAACCCCGAGUUCCGGAGCGAGAUUCGAGCAGAGGAGUGUGGUCGCCGGGCAGGACUGAGAAGGACGACUCGGGUCCCUCCAGGAUCGACGCCCCGGACCUUCCCUCCUUCAAAGAUCAGCCCCAAAGUGUGGACGCCGAGGGCGGGCAGUGCCAGCCCCAGCCUAGGACGCAAGGACUACCGAAAGAUCACCUACGAACCCUCGUCCUCCCCCCAACGGCGCCCCUCACAGGAGAACAUCACGGCGCCGUCAAUUGAGGAGAGCUUUGCCUGGAAGGACGCCAACGUGGACAAGGUGGCCCGCUCCCCCACCUCCACGCUGCCCAAGGUUCAGAACCCGACCGUUACCCUCCUGCAGAAGAAACGAGAGGGACAGAUUCCCGGCAAGCGACCUGAGUACCUGAAACCUGAUGACGGACCCAAGUACCGGCCAGACGACAAGC
Messenger RNA from Scylla paramamosain (green mud crab), 4531 nucleotides. RefSeq names its product helicase SRCAP-like. NCBI's taxonomy places the organism in Eukaryota, Metazoa, Arthropoda, Malacostraca, Decapoda, Portunidae. The transcript has 6 exons. The coding region runs from base 1752 to 4346 and encodes 864 amino acids. The record is from RefSeq and is a predicted model, not a curated record.